CACGGGGAUUCGCUCGGAGACCAUUUCUGUGCCACAGGAAAUAAAGGCGUUGCAGCUGUGGGAAGCAAUAGAGGCUCGACACCCAGGGUUGGCUGAUGUCAGAAACCAGGUGAUCCUGGCUGUCCGUCAAGAGUAUGUCGAGCUGGGAGAUCAGCUCCUCCUGCUUCAGCCAGGAGACGAAGUCGCCGUCAUCCCCCCCAUCAGUGGAGGGUAGCGCUCUGGAGCCCACCGAGAAAGACAUGAACGCAGCUGAAGAGAAAUGUAAAGAUAUAGUAAAAUUCACCACUGAGAAGCUGUCUGUCGAAGAUGCCUCGCGGUUGGUGACCUCCCCCUGCUGCGGUGCAGUGUCCCUGUUUGUGGGGACCACAAGAAACAACUUCGAAGGUAAAAGAGUUGUUAGCUUAGAGUACGAAGCCUACGUGCCGAUGGCGGAGAACGAAGUCCGCAGACUCUGCAGGGACCUGCGGCGGAGGUGGCCCGUCAGGCACGUGGCCGUGCUCCACAGACUCGGCCUAGUGCCCGUGUCGGAAGCCAGCGUCAUCAUCGCCGUGUCCUCGGCCCACAGGGCUGCGUCCCUCGAGGCCCUGAGCUACGCCAUCAACGCUUUGAAAGCCAGGGUGCCCAUAUGGAAGAAGGAAAUGUAUGAGGAGUCAUCAUCGUCCUGGAAGAGAAACAAAGAAUGCUUCUGGGCCACCAGCGAGUGACUGGCGUCCGUGUUUAGAGCGCUAACGCUUACAUUGGGUAAACUCAUCUCCGAUCCUGUUUCCAGUUCUCUUCUGCAGAAGUCAAGCGAGUUUAGGAUGAGGUUCUGUGCCGGAACUAGAGACAGGACCGGCUUCGGGGGGGUGGAAGAAUGACUUCAACGCAAGGGAAGGCAUCCGUGGCAGACGGAUCAUUCCGUGGCUAUGUUCUCCUUGUUGCUGGACUCACUGCCCUGUGGCCCCUUCCCACUGAGCUUGUCCCGGAACUCACCCCACCCCCCUCCCAGCCUGUGACGUCACUGUUACAGGAAGUGUCACGGGAGUGGUGGCAGGACUGCAGGG
Messenger RNA from Artibeus jamaicensis (Jamaican fruit-eating bat), 1043 nucleotides. RefSeq names its product molybdenum cofactor synthesis 2 (gene MOCS2). Lineage: Eukaryota; Metazoa; Chordata; Mammalia; Chiroptera; Phyllostomidae. Gene Ontology annotation, biological process: Mo-molybdopterin cofactor biosynthetic process. The record is from RefSeq and is a predicted model, not a curated record. The coding region runs from base 135 to 704 and encodes 189 amino acids. The transcript has 6 exons. Gene Ontology annotation, cellular component: cytosol. Gene Ontology annotation, molecular function: molybdopterin synthase activity.